AUGGUUCACUCCAUCAUGCGCCCCAUGACAAUCGCUGCUGCUGCCGCGCUUGUCGCCAGCAGUGUUCGCGCUUCGUUCAACCCUGUCUAUGCCGACGAGACUGAGGAACAGAGCGGACUCGAUCACGGCCACCGUGCGAGUUUGUUCCCCCACCUUGCAGACAAGUCCGAGAUUAAACCCGAGGAGGUCAAGUCAAAGUUCCGUCGCGAGGCCAACAGCCGGAACCAUAACCACGCCAACACGCGCUCGGUCAUUGCACCCGAGGAGGAUCUCUUCCCUGGGCUUGCUUAUGUCGCCAUUGCUGGUCUGACUGGAUCCCUUGCCGCCCGCCAAGGUGGUACACUAUUGAAAGCCUUAUCUCCAGUGGCCUUCGCCUCCGCCGCCGGAUACUACUUCCUCCCCCACACCACUCGCAACCUCCUCGGUGUCGACCAACCCUCAUACGACAGAUGGGCUUCUUCCCAUGUCUCAUCCUCCUCAUCCCACUCCUCAACUUCAGCCCUCCCCCGCGCUGAUCUAGCUUACAAGGCCCGCGAGGCCUGGCACACCGCCGAAGUCAAGUCCGACAAGAUCGACACCAAGAUCGACAACAAGACCCAGGAGGUCAAGCACAUCGCCGAGGACUCCAUCAAGACCCAGGUCAACGACGCAAAGGCCAAGGCCACUGACGCUAUCGGUAACGCCAAGGGCUGGGUCGAGGACAAGUCUCGCCUUGUUGGGCGCACUAUUGGGAAUGCCUCUGCAUCUAUCCCAUCUGGCUCUGGCUCGCCGUCCCUCAAGUCAGAGACUGAGAAGAGUUGGUUCCAUCACGAUCAGAAUCGUCACCCAGAGUCGACCACUCGUACUUCCAAGUACUGGUUCUCAACCCGCUCCGGAACUGCUGGUGUUGGUGCUGCCGGUGCUGCCUCUGGCCCCGAAUCUCAUGACCACUGGAGUACUGGUGAGGAGCAAGGCACCUCCAAGGUCCGCGAAGAUGAUGGGUACUGGUUCCGUCAGGCUGGUUUCAACAGCAGCGGUGGUCUUGACAACAAGGACGUCGAUGUCUGGUCAUCGACCAAGGAGGAGAUGGGAACUUCUCGUGUGGGUGAGUCUCCCUAUGCCAACAGCCACCGCAACAUCUUUAUCAGCAGUCACCUCCCCCACGAGACCGAGUAUUGGACCAACGGCCAAGAGAUCUCCUCGGCUGAUAUCCGUGAUGCCAGCUACUACAACUGGCCAGGUAGCCUCAACUCUGCCUCCCUGGGUCGCUCUUCCUGGUGGGACCGUCGCUUCCGUAGCUCUCCUGGUGAUUUGGACGCCAGCGUCUCUAUCAAGCCCAGCACCGAGUCUAUCGCCUGGGAGUCCAAGCAAGCUGCUGAGCGCGCUGCUCUCGAUCUUGCCAACCGUCUCGCCCAGGAGCAGUCUAAUCUCGAAAAGAAGGUUUUCGAUACCAGGACCAGAGCUGAGGCUGCCGCUCGUCAGGCCAAGGUUACCAGUGAUGCUUUGAUCCACGAGCGCCAGGUCUCGAUGGAGCGUAGCGCCAAGGAACUCGAGAAGCGUUUCGCUACUGAGAAGGCUGCUGCCGAUCGUGCUGUUGCUGACGCCAAGGCCCGCGCCCAGGCUUGGGAGCUUGAGCAACGCACUUUGGCUGAGCAGACCGCCCGCGAGGUUCAGGAGCGUGUCUUGCGCGAGAAGGCUGAGGCUGAUGCUGCUGCUCGUGAGGCCAAGGCUCGCGCCGAAGCUAUGCUCCUGGAGAAAAAGCGGCAUGCUGAGUUAGCUGCCAAGGAGAUGAAGCAGAAGCUCUCUGCUGAGAGAGCUGAGGCUGAGGCCCUUGCUGCCAAGAACCGUGCCGAGUCCAACCUUGCCGAGAGAAAGCGCGCCGCCGAGUUGUCUGCCCGUGAGUCUUCCAGCUCGAUCUCCCGUGAGCACAGCGCCGACAUUGAACGUGAGGCUCGUCUCCGUUCUCAGUUGGAUGGUUUGAAGGCCGAGAUGCGUGAUAACGCCUCUUCGUCUUCCUCUAGCAGCAGCUGGAGCUGGCCUUGGUCUCAAUCGUCGACCACCACUACUACCAGCACUACCUCGACCAAGCACACUCACGACCACAGCCACGAUGGUUUCGACACCACCGGACAUCUCAUGGAACACAUUGUUGAGGACAUCAAGCAGACCAAGGAUGAUAUUUCCGAUGGUCUUCACAACUUGAAGGAUGCCGUCCUUGGUGCUGAGGCUAAGGCUGCAGAGGCCACCACCAAGACUAAGGAGAGCAUCGUCGGAGCCGUCAACGCUGCCAUGCCCGAGCGUCGUAGCUGGUGGUCAUCUGGUUCCUCAUCCUCCACCUCCUCCCCCGACAUCACCACCAAGAUCUCCGAGCUCGGAACCGGCAUCGAACAUGUUGCCACCAAAGCCGAACGCGACGUCAAUGCCAAAACCGAAGCCGUUGGCAGAGACAUGUCCGAGACCGCCCGCAAGGCCUACGACAAUGUCAUCGAUGCCGCCGUCACCGCCGAGGGCCAACGUGUCUACACUCACCACCACCACGAGCACCAAGGUUCCGCUAAUGGCCGCGACGACCACAACCUGAUGGAUCACAUCCGUGAUGACCUCCAAACCACCAAAGAAAACCUCCAAAGUGGCAUCGAUUCCCUGAAGGAAACCAUCUUUGGAGCCGAACAGACCGCGAACAAGGCCGCGUCCGAGAUCCAGGACGGAGUGAAACAAGCCAAGGAUGAGGGUCGCCGGUGGUGGAGUGCCAAGACCCACGAGACCGAAAAGUCUGCGAACCGGUUGGAAUCUGAACUCCAUGCUGGGUUGAACAAAGCUGGUGAUAAAAUCCAGGAAUUUGAUGAGAGCUUGAACAAUGUUCCUGCAGAUCGUGAGGCGGCUUCGGAUGAUGAUUAUUGGUUCCAUGCUGAGCAGGCCCGUCAGCAGAAGUCGAGACGCGGAUCCGGUCGUGCCAUGUAA
Linnemannia hyalina is the source of this 2940-nucleotide messenger RNA. The record is from the annotation of a GenBank genome assembly. Lineage: Eukaryota; Fungi; Mortierellomycota; Mortierellomycetes; Mortierellales; Mortierellaceae.